Messenger RNA from Spodoptera littoralis (African cotton leafworm), 2150 nucleotides. Lineage: Eukaryota; Metazoa; Arthropoda; Insecta; Lepidoptera; Noctuidae. The record is from the annotation of a GenBank genome assembly.
GGUUAAACGUCGAACUGGAAAGACGUGUGUAUUUUAAGAAUUUAAUAUAUAAUUACUAUUUUAUACUUAUUAUAAGUUGUAGUGUUAGUUUCUAAAGUGCUUUCAAAGUGAAAAGUAAAAUAAAAAUACCAAACAAUUUGGUUAAAACCUGUACAAAACCCAAAAUACUUUAAGAAACAUUUUUAGAUUUUAGUUCUUCGUGUUUAAAAUUAGUUAAAAAAGCAUUGCUUAACAAAAUUGUUUAAAACCUAGUGUUUAAGUGACUAAGUGUAAGAAAAUCAGUCGAGUCUAACGGUUCCGGUGCAAGAACACCCCUUUAGAAGACAGGAAUCAUGCUAUAACGACUAUUUAAGUACUUAUAAUCAACCCGGGGAAGUACUACGCUUAAAAAAACAAUGGAUUCACCGAAAAUCGUGUACAAAUAUUACACAAAUCAGGCGUUUUGUCCACAAAGCGAAUCGGCAUACGCUCAGCAAAAAUGCAAAACGAGAAUUGUUUCGCCAGAGAGACAACGCAUGCCGCCUUUAGGCGCAAACUCCCCAAGAAAGGUAGAAGUAAACAACAGGAUUUUAAGAACAGAUAUAUCUGAUAAUCCUUUGCGCAUGUCUCCAGCUGGAGCUCCAAGGUACAGAGAUGAUGAGCCACCAGAACUACCACCAAAACCUGCCAAAUUUCUUAACAGAAGCUUCCAGCGUCAGUCUUCUUUAGUUUACAAACCUACCCGAUCAGUUCGUUGCAGGACAAGAAGUGAGGACCUCGAAAUGGCCCAAUUAAAACAGCAGAGACUAUCUAGAUAUGACAGACGAGCAGACAGUGAUGAUGGACUCGAAGAUAGCAGGACAAAACAUAGGUACGAAGUCAUACAAGAUAUCGACGAUAUAGUUGAUUAUUCGCCUACAAAAAAGCGCAUAGUGCAAGCGAAAGCUGACGAAAUAGAUGAAUACAAUGUCGACGGACCAGACGAGAACGAACUGAAGGAAAUACCGACGGAAAUUGUCAAAACUGUCAAUGGGAGAACGCUGAGAUACGCUAUAAUACCAUCUGAGGAUGAGGAGCCGCGGAAAAUGAAUGUGACGUUCACAUCACCAGUAAUGUCAAAAAAGAAUUUGAUUGCGACGCAAAAGCUUCACGAGCUGCUGUCAACGCCUAGGAAAUUAAAGAGCUAUGCCAGCCAGCCUUCAGUUAGAAUAACGCCGAAUAAAUCUGUAGAAAAUAGGUAUUCUGAGACGCCUAGAAAGUUUGCUGCAAGCACUCCUACGCAAGGUGUGACGCCGUCUAAGUCGUGUGCAAAUCUGACAUCAAGGACGAGUGUUCCAACUUCUCCUAUCUCCCCUAAAGCUCAACAGAAACUAAACUACGGUCUACCUGAACAUCUAGCUGAAAAUCAGCCGUCUUUUGACAGGCACGAUGUCUUCGUGACUAGUUUCAGAGAGAAGAGAGACAGGAGUUUCGAAUUGGAGAGGGAGUUGAGUAGAGAAAAGCGGGAUUAUGACAAGAGAAGAGAAAGCCAGAGAAAGGAUAAAAAUACCGCUGUUAUUAUACCCAGAGUGGCAGCGCCCCCUUCAGUGUAUUCCGAAGAGACGUACAAAUCGUUUUCAAGCAUUAAAACUAUAUCAGGAGCUACCGCCUCCUUGCUGAUCGCAGCUGUGAUGCUGACUAUGUGCGGAGGAUUGACAACAGGGCUGAGUUUCUACAUGAUGUAUGCUAUUGGCAGGCGCUACUAUUUGGACUUCGGCGUGCUGGCUGGUUUCACGUGUUUCCUUCUAGGACUACUCGGCUUAAGAUCACGAAGACAACAGUUAUUACCAAAUAGAAAUUAUAUUUCAGGCUACAUCGUGUUAUCUUCAUUCUCACUCCUCAGCGCCUUUGGUCUCCUUAUUCUCCUGUCAAUGGAACCCAAGCCAGGGACGCCACUGAAUGACAUAACAUCAGGAGCGGUCUGUGGUUUCAGUAUUCUGUCACUAUGCCUUGCGUCUAUUGGUGUUCUAGCGUCAUACUGUUGUGUCAAAGAUCCACCUGAUAAUCGAGUGGGGUCUACUAGGUGGUAUUGAAUUAAUUAUCUGUGGUUAUGUUAGGGAUUUUUGACAUUAAAGACAAGUGUUAAUCUAAUAAGAGAUGAUGGGGCGAUAAACGGUGAUAAUAGAAGGAGA